Homarus americanus (American lobster) is the source of this 8031-nucleotide messenger RNA. RefSeq names its product extracellular serine/threonine protein CG31145-like. Bases 1 to 1080 code for a protein of 359 amino acids. The record is from RefSeq and is a predicted model, not a curated record. Gene Ontology annotation, cellular component: Golgi apparatus. The transcript has 9 exons. Gene Ontology annotation, biological process: protein phosphorylation. Gene Ontology annotation, molecular function: protein serine/threonine kinase activity. Lineage: Eukaryota; Metazoa; Arthropoda; Malacostraca; Decapoda; Nephropidae.
AUGGUUAAGGCAGAGAACGCGACGCUCUGGGACAACUUCCACCUGAGUAUCUCCCGUGACGAGCUGUACGGCGGCGAGGACCCUACCGUCAACAGGCUCCUGCAGCAGGUGGCCACUAUGCCCAUCAGCCACAUCAGUCAGAAGGAGGGAGGUACACAGCUCAAGCUCAUUAUUGAGUUUAUCGACGGUGGCCACUCUCUCUUCAAGCCCAUGAGGUUCCCGCGGGAGCAACAAACUCUUAAAAAUCACUUCUACUUCACCGACUUCGAGAGACACAACGCUGAGAUCGCCGCCUUCCACCUCGACAGGUUAUUAGGUUUCCGGCGAGCUGUGCCCAUAGUGGGUCGUAACGUCAACAUAACGCGGGAGUUGUACGCUUUGGCCCAGGGUGACCUCCUCAAAACCUUCUUCAUCUCCCCCGACAACAAUCUCUGCUUCCAUGGCAAAUGCAGCUACUACUGCGACACGGCCCACGCCAUCUGCGGUAGCCCUGACAUGUUGGAGGGAUCUUUCGCCAUCUUCCUGCCGGGGAAGGAAGCGGCGCCCCGUAAGGUGUGGCGGCACCCGUGGCGCAGGAGCUAUCACAAGAGACGCAAGGCCCAGUGGGAAGUUGACGACGACUACUGUGAAUUGGUUAAGGAAGUACAUCCUUAUAAUGAAGGUCGUCGACUUUUAGAUAUUAUGGAUAUGUCUGUGCUCGACUUCUUCAUGGGCAACAUGGAUCGACAUCAUUACGAAACGUUUAAGAUGUUUGGUAACAACUCGGCACCGCUACAUCUGGACCAUGGGCGAGGGUUUGGUAAGGCCUUCCAUGAUGAGGUAUCCAUCCUGGCGCCUGUCUACCAGUGUUGUGUGAUCCGACAUUCUACUCUCGCUUCCUUAUUAAGGUAUCACAGGGGCCCUCAUCACCUGAGUGAAGCCAUGCGAGCAUCAUUAAGCCUCGACCCAGUCAACCCAGUGUUGUGGGAGCCUCACCUAGUUGCCUUGGAUCGAAGGCUUAAUAUUAUUCUCCAGAUAAUGAGGGAGUGUGUAGAAAAGGCUCAAGAUCCUCUACAUGUUGUUGUUAAUGACUUCCAUUAAAUAAGUGAGAUGUACGUGAUCUGUAUUUGGGAAACACAAGAUUUACUCACCCCAGGCUUGUCUGGAUUAAAAGUACCAAUACACAUUAAACUCAGAUUCAGUUGUUAACCGAACAGUUUAUGAGCAAGUGAUAUUCCCAACAUGAACAUUACCAUGACAAUAUAUAUAUAUAUAUAUAUAUAUAUAUAUAUAUAUAUAUAUAUAUAUAUAUAUAUAUAUAUAUAUAUAUAUAUAUAUAUAUAUAUAUAUAAAUUUAAUAUGUGAAGAGGGGCAAGGUGGUCAAGUGAAUUUAGCACUCACCAUCCUGACUCAAUGGUCACCGGUUUGAAUCCUGCAGCCGGCCACUGAGUGGGGCACCCCCAGUUGACCCAGCUGCAGAAUGGGUACCUAACUUUACAGUUGGGGCAUUGAAAGGCUGUAGAGUGUAGGCCGGCCAUGCUGUCUCCUUGUGUGCUGAAAGGCUUAGUUUUCAGUGUGCUGUAUCCACACUGCCCCAUUUUGGCCACCAGGCCUAUGGGGACCCACUUUCACUAAUAUGUGAAUAAUGAACAAUUAGCUGUGAAGUCACUGAUUUAUAUUUGGUAAUAUUUAUGUUGAAAGUGUUACUGAAGAAAUACUGUAACUGGUAUUGUCCAACACUUCACUACUACAAAAGAAGUUAGUGUGUGUGUGUGCUUGAGGUGAUGGGUCCUGCUCUUUCUUUGGUUUGCACAACGUUUAAGAAACUCAUGCUCACUGGUGUUAUAUAAGAUGGAUAAAUACUCUGAAAUUAGAGCAAAGUCUCUCAAAUGUGUACAGUACUUGGGAUACAAUUUUGGAAGUACUGUAAGCUUAAAUUCUACCUACAAAUUUCCAUAGAUUUAUUUUACUGUAUUUGUAUUGGUACGAUAUGUGGUGCUAAUACAUCUAAUGGAAAGCGAGUUCUAGUGUGACAAGAGUGAGGUAGACCAAUGACUUCUGUGGAAAAUGAGAAGAAACCAAUGGGAAGAACAAUAUGCUCUCUGAUACACGAGCAUUUUAUACAGUACAGUACAUCCAGGAAGUCGUAACAGCAUAUACAGUACUGUACAGAUUAACGAACUGGUCAUUGCUGAUUAUUUUGUAACAAAUUAUUAUAUGUUUAUUAAUGUAUUUUGAAAAAGUAUUAAAAUAAUACUGUUAUUUUGCCUUCAUAGAGUACCAGCAAUGUUAAUGUGUUCAUAUCAUUUUUAUUUAUGGAAAUAAUUUUUUUUAAAUAGAUUUGUUUAUUCUUGUAUGAAUUUAUAAACAUUUCUGAUAACUGAUAUUACAAAGUACUGUAUACCGUACUCAUUUUCUAUAACAGGAAUUAGUAGGUAUGUAAUGUUAACGUUAUAUAAAGCCUUCCGUUAAUAAUUUAAGACAUAUUACUGUAUGGUAAUAGGCAGCUGAGACAAGUUAGUGAAGACUUUGGCAGUGAAGUAGGUGCAUUAUUUAUUGUAUACCUGUUCAUAUGUGGUAAUGAUAUGCAUUUAUCCUGAGAUGAGAAAAAUGAAGAGAAGUUUUCAACAUUUAAUUGUAAAUUAAAUGAAGUUGUUGAUUUCUUGCAGGGUUUUAGGUUGUUUUAUUCUGAAGUGUUAAGCGAAUGUUGUGGUUUCCUAGUUUUUAUAUUACAGUACCAGUAAUUAACACGUCUGAGUAAGUGAACAUGUUAACUUCCGAAGCUCAAAUGUUUUACUUAUAAGAAUCCCUUUAAAUUUAUCCUUGAUUAUACUGUACGUAUAUUGUUAAAUAUGGCAAAUAUAUUAAGUUCAGCAGAGGCAGAAUGCAGUGUGUCAAAUAGGUACUGAAUGUCUUAUUACUCAAGUCAGGUGUUACAAUACUGUACAUACAACAUUUGAAACAAGCACAGCAGUUUACCUAUUUCCAGAGGCAGAUAUUUAGAGGAGUUUGCCAUAGUUUAUAUAUUUUUUCAUUAACUGAACACAGGCUUUUAAAUUUAUAUUUGUUGCAAAUUAUCAUUAUUUUACAGUCUAAUAUUGUGGAAUUUUAUAUGAUACCAGUACAGUACUGUACUGUGGAAUUGAAUCUUCGCAAACAAACAAAAAGGAAUAACAUAAAAAAUACAGUACAGUAUACAUUAUGUGAAUUGUGGUGUGAUCACCCAAAGUGUUAAGUUAACUAACUUGUAAUUUUUUUUAGAUUUGUUAAUGCAGUUAAUGCAGUUCUCGCAUUACCUGAAAGCACUAAAAUGAACAGUUUUGUGUUUUUAUUGGAUACAAGUGUAAGGAUUUAAAAUAUUUACUCACAGGAAUCCUUUACUUAUACAGUAUACUGUACUGCUACAUUAUGUAUACAGUAAAGGUAUACUGUACAUACUGUAUACAGUCUACUGUAUAUUUUUUAAUUAUUUUCAGGAUAGGGAAAACCUUAGCUUGAAAACAGAAGAGUAAGAAUUAGGAAGAGAUACAGAAGUAAAAAAUAAAUCUCCAUAAAUAUAAUUUGUAUACGAUUGAAGAAAAAAAAAGUCGGUUAAAAAGUACUGAUUGUAAGAAUAUGGAUGAAUGAUUUAAGUGGUAUAAUAGCCAAAAUAUAUACUGUACUGUAAUGUAUAUAGAAGAUUUUUCAUUGCAGUAUUUUCUAGCAAAGUGUAUUUUUGAGAUGUGUUACAGUACCUUUGGUUAUACUGUAGUACAGGUACAGUAUAAGUACUGUACUGUAUGUACUGUACAUGAAUUAUGAUUACUUAUCAUUAUUCUUUUUAUUUAUUUAUAAUCUUUUCAGUCUUUUUUAGUAAAUUAGUACAAGCUGUACUCCAGGUAACUACCUUGUCAUCCUUAUACAGUACUGUACUGUACCUUACUGUACUGUACUGUAUAGGAAAUAAGCAGCCAUCUUGACUUACAAUAUGCUGGUCAAUAUAGAAUCCUCUUCAAAAAAAGCUUGAGACUGCAUACCUGUGCACAAUUAUUUUUACUGUAUUUAUCUUUUAAUGGAGAAAAUUUUUAAGCAAUCUUUGGUGAAAGAUUUUAGGUUUUUGUUUUCUAAGGUAAUAACUGUGUGCGAAAAUGUAUCUCUUGACAUAUAUUAUCCUGUGAGUAUUUCUCACGGGAUCAUUUAUUUCUCUCUUGUUUGAAAUUUAAGUUUUUGUCCAGCUCAGGGUGGGGGGAGACAGUAGAGUAGUUAACCAGUUUAUAAACAAUUAAUAAUAGUAAUAUUUUAAUUUUCAGAGUAAAAUAUUUGAUAAAUUGCAUUUCACAUUCAUCGUUGUUUCUGUUUUUCAUUCUCAGAUGUGUUUAAUUCCUUAUUGAAUUCUUUAUGGUUAUACUGUAAAAACAUUUUAUAUUUACAUCCCAAUAAUAGCGAUCACCAUGUUAUGCAUCUUUCAGUGCAAUGUUCUCCACUUGAGAAUUUAUAGAAAAUUUUAAUAGGUGUCAUGAUAAUGGGGUAAUAGUUUACUCAUACAAACCAUGGGGUCCAUAAUGGAGCUUAGGGCCAGGUAGGGCUGAUAACUUAUAAGUCAACAUAUUGUGGACAGAGUCAGCAUCCUGUGUAACUAAGGACCCAGCAUAAGAUGACCCAUGAUAUCAGGUAGGAACCACCUUGUAAACCUGGGAAGUAUCUGAGGAAAUAUUUCCUUUGCUGUGUUUAAAACAUUCCACCUUCAUUCCAUUUAUCCAAGGUAAUUAGUGUUUAAUUUUGCUACUUUUGUAAUUAAAGCCUUUGCAUUAAUUUAUAAGUGUGAAAUAGAAAAACUUAAUGUUUAUUUACUUAAAAAAAACAGAAUUUAGAAUUUUUGGCUGUAAGGAAUGUCAAGCAACCAUUGUCCAAAAUAUUGAACCAAGAAGAUGCUUCCUUCAGUAAUUCUUCUGUGUAAAUAUUAAUUUUUAAAAAUAAUUUUAGGAAACGCUCAUGCAGCCACUGUUAGUUAUGGAAGAAUGUGAGGUGUGGUAUGAGUAGCAAGAUCCUGUCCACUGUAAUGUUUAGAAGUACAGUAGUAGUCAUUUUAUAUUGUUGGGAUAUAUUAGAAUGCCCCACUGCACUUACCUGUCAAUUACCUUAAUGGAAGAAUAUUGGUAAUGGUUGCUUAGUCAGGGGGUUCGCUUAGAAAGUUCACUCACAAAAUAUUCAUAAAAGACCUUAUGUAGAUUUGAAUUUUAGUGAAAAAUAUUACAGUGUAUUUAAAUCUGAAAUUGUUUAAUAAUUACUCAUUUUAAUGUAAGCAGCAACUGGAAAAUAUUUCUUCUGCUCAGUACAUACAGUAGUUAUUCCAUCAGAGAUUAUUUCAUAUUGCAGGCAUAUAUAAUAAGUGUUUCAUAUAACUCAGUGAAGCAUAUUUUCAUAUUAAGUUGUACAUAGUAUAGUUAAGGGAAGUGCUGCAUAAAGUUGAUCCUGAGAAGCAUCAUGUAUGUCCUAGUGAAUUAGUGAGUAAGACUGCUGAAUGUUGGUGAAAUAGCUAUACUGCAUAGAGUAUAUUUUGUGAUAUGGCAAUAUUAAUGUAGGAUUAAGAAUAUUAUUUUCUUAGUCUAUUACUAUAUUUGCUCUAUUUAUAUUAAAAAAAAUGUAGGUCAGAGGUACUGACUAGAACAGUUGUUUUACUGUUAAAAUUGCCAGUUUGGCUCAGUGUUGUGCAGUGUGGCGCGCUGAAGCAUUUCAUGUAUACAGUACUAUAUGCGCAGUUUCCUCCUCAACAAGGGCUGUGAUAGCAGUUUUUAUUUGGUCUUAUAGAAAGGACAAUAUAUGAAUCUUUUGAGAGAGUGCUUUUCUUUUCAGUUUGUGAUGAGAAUAACUCAAAAACCAGAUAAUAUUGAAAACACUUAAAAUUAUCCUCUAGGGCAAAUGUCUUUUGGCAAGUAAUCAAUAAUAUUAAAUCUAAAAUGAAAAGAAAUCUAAAGAAUUUUUGGGGGAUGGUUAUAUUUUGAAGAAAAAUUCUUAUAUACUGUACAAAGUUUUCAAUGAUUCUCACAUAAAAAGCAGGUUUCUCAAUGUACACUGUACUGUAUAUUAAACGCUCAGUGAUGUAGUACACGUGUGGGAAACAUCACUCCUAAAGCAUAAAAGCAUACAUUCCCUGCCCCAGUAAUUUUCUGAUAGAUUUUUAAAAUUCGUUGAGAAGUACUGUACCUUCAACCAGUAAAUGUGCAAAAUUUCUUUGUAAGACCUAUGCUAAUUUGCAAGUUCUGAUAAAGUUAAUUAUGGAUAGUACAGUACAUCCUUCCUAUUACAUAAACAUUUCUUGUGUACUGUACAGUACUCUAAAGCCUGGGAAUUAAAUAAAAAACAAUUAAGAAAAUGAUGACACAGAGCCAUGCUGUCAUGGCAUUACAACUCUCUCGUGCAGGGGUGAGCCUGUGGUGAUUAUUUUUAAGAAUUUCUGAAGUGCAGGAAUACAUUUUACUUACCCUCCUUAAAUCAGUCUUCCAUGUCAUGAAACAAUGAUUAAUUAUACUGUAUUUCCCAAACUAGAAAACCAUUGUAGUUUAUAACAAGUAUGUCUUUUAGAAUGUGGACACUACAUACUGAGUAUUUUAAGAUUAAUAUACUUAGCAUGUGGAACUGAUCCGUGUAAAAUACACAGGGAAAAUUAAAUGAAAUAUAUUGUCUUACAUAAUUACAGGAAUAUUUUAAUGGUGCAGAAAUAUUUAAAAAAUAUUUGUAUUUAAUAUAUGUUCUAAAAUAAAAUGUACAGGUUACAGUAAUAUAUAUAUGUAUAUACAGUAUAUAUAUAUAUAUAUAUAUAUAUAUAUAUAUAUAUAUAUAUAUAUAUAUAUAUAUAUAUAUAUAUAUAUAUAUAUAUAUAUAUAUAUAUAUAUAUAUAUAUAUAUAUAUAUGUAUACAGUAUAUUAUAUGAAGGGAAAGAGUGGCCAAACUUCUCCUGUCUAAAUUACUCUCUGAAAGAUGUUCAAUUUCUAAGGGAUGGAACUCGAACUCAAGAUUAAGCUCUUCAUUACCCCUGUAGAAAUAUUAAGCUAACAUUUGCUGUUAUUUUUUGUAAUGAUGUUCCUCUGUAUGUGUGUACUGCUACUCCAAUGUGUAUAUAGCUAAAUGAAUGAGAUGUGAACAAGCUAUUUUAAUGAAUCUAUAUUAUAAGGGAGGACACUAUAGGUGGUCUUGAACAGUAUGUAUCAUAUUCUUUGCAUUUGUAACUUAUAUUCUUAUUUGUUUAUACAAAAAUAGAACAUAUACUUUCAUAACAAUGAUAUUUUAGAAAUUCUUGAAUGCAGAUAUAUAUAGUACUUGGUGUUCAGGCAAAAAACACAUUCUCUUUACCCUCAUCUUGUCAUUGUUUUGUGAGCUUGUGUGUUAAGUGUUUAUGAGCUUAGUGCAGAUGGCAGUGUAUACAAAAGAUGACAGCUGAAUUCGAGCAGCACCUGACUGGUUAAUGAUAAUCAAUGAUCGAAAAUACAGUACAGUCAACACCUAUUGUUGAAAGAAGUGAACUAACAGAUUUUCAAUUGCUCAAGUACUUAAUUACCUAAUUAUUAUUAUUUUUAUUUUAUUUUAUUUUUUAAUCAAUCAUACAUGUUAGCACAUCUUACUUUAAACAAGAAUAGAGGUGCUCUUGAACUUAACGACACUGAUUAGUCCCAUAAAGCAAGAAUUACAAAUUUUCUGCCUUCUGUAUAUGUAGCCUUUUGGUUUAUGUUGAUGGUGAUUCGUGAGGUGUGACUAAUGCAGCUGUGGUGAGUGAUGCUGAAGAAAGGAAGAGAUUACACUAUAAUCUAGACUCCUGUUGUUAUCUUCACAAUAUAUCACUCCCCCUCAACACCAUAUACUGUAUACAGUUCGAGCUCCCUUAUUCCAGUCACUUGAGGAAAACCCCAGAAAGUCGACAUUCUGCAGUCGGCAAAGAAGUGUGAGUGAAAAAAUGAAAAGACAAGAGUGCUGGAAUAAGCAAUGCGAGACUGACUCCCAGUGCUUAUGUUUGCUCUAGUCCGUGUGUUUGGUUGUGAGGUUGACUUGUAAAACAGAUAAAUAUAUAGCUAAAAAUUA